UCAUUUAAUUAAAAUGGCCCUUCUACGUGGUGUCAUUGCGAAAUAUAAUUCAUUUCAAUAAUAAUAACAAUUACUUAACUGACGUGUGACAUAUGUGUUGAUUAACUUUAUCAUUAUUUAUUUCUUUUUUUUUAUCCACAAUGGCCUUGGAAGUGAAUCCGUUUUUAUUUUAAAACAUCCGAUAUAACUGCCAAUGUUUUUAUGAAAACUUAUUAGUUUUCCGUUUUCCUUUAUUUACAUUUUCUUUUUGUUUUAUUCAUUUCCGAAUAAUUAACAAGUGUUUUUUUGUGUAAUUAUCAAUUUGUUGGUAAAUAAUAAUGGCCGAUCCCAUUAAAGAAACUCACGAGAUCCCAGGAAAAAUGAAAAAUUUGAAUAACAGCAGCAAUGGAUCUGACAGUGACAUGAAAUUGGAACCGUCAAGUCCAACAGAGAGAUAUGUAUUUUCUAGAUGUAAUAGCACUGGUUCAUUACAUACCCCAUCAUCAUCAGCACACAAUACUGAAGAUGAAGACAGCGACAACAAAAACUCAACGAUAAGUUACAAAGAGCGUCGCCGAGAAGCCCAUACCCAGGCCGAGCAAAAGCGCAGAGACGCGAUAAAAAAAGGUUACGAUUCUCUGCAAGAUUUGGUGCCGUCGUGCCAGCACUCGGACUCCUCCGGGUACAAGCUUUCGAAAGCCUCCGUUCUGCAAAAGUCCAUUGACUACAUCCAGUUUCUCCUCCAGCAGAAGAAGAAGCAGGAGGAAGAGCGGAAUGCGCUGCGCAAAGAAGUCCUGGCUCUCAGAAUAAUGGAGGCGAAUUACGAGCAAAUUGUCAAAGCGCAUCAGACUCAGCCGAAUCAUACCGAGAUGCGGGUUUCUGAUGAAACUAAAUUCCAAGUGUUUCAGGGUAUAAUGGACCAACUGUUCCAAAGUUUUAAUCACAUCUCAGUUGCUAAUUUUGUUGAACUGUCAGCUUGUGUCUUCAGUUGGCUAGAGGAACACUGCAAACCUCAAACAUUACAUGAAGUUGUGAUUUCUGUACUCCAACAAUUGCACAAUAGAAUCAGCUAGUCGUUAAAAUA
Molecule: messenger RNA, 1063 nt
Organism: Microplitis mediator
Lineage: Eukaryota; Metazoa; Arthropoda; Insecta; Hymenoptera; Braconidae
Gene: bigmax
Product: max-like protein X
Exons: 5
Coding region: 318-1052 (244 amino acids)
Biological process (GO): regulation of transcription by RNA polymerase II
Cellular component (GO): nucleus
Molecular function (GO): RNA polymerase II cis-regulatory region sequence-specific DNA binding; DNA-binding transcription factor activity, RNA polymerase II-specific; protein dimerization activity
Source: RefSeq, a predicted model, not a curated record